AGCUCCUCAUCUACCUUUUUCACUCACUCUCCUUUAAAAACUAUGUUACUAAUUUUUCUUUCUUUUUAUUUAGUUGUUUUUCGGACUUCUUGUUUUAAUUCUCUCUGAUGAUUUCACUCUCUGUUCUUCCUAAAACCCUAGCCUUUUUGUUUCUUGAGUUUUCUGCUUUUGUGGGUAUUAGGGUUUUUGGUUUCUUCACUUGAUUCUUCAUGGAUCUUGAUCAAGCAAAAUUGUUCGUGGGAGGAAUCUCUUGGGAAACCAGUGAAGAAACUUUGCAAGAUCACUUCAACAAGUAUGGGGAUGUCGUGGAGUCUGUUAUAAUGAGAGACAAGAAUACUGGGAGUGCAAGAGGUUUUGGGUUUGUUCUAUUCUCAGAUCCAUCAGUUGCUGAUAAAGCGCUUCAAGACAAGCAUGUCAUACUAGGAAGAACGGUAGAGGUGAAAAAAGCGGUACCCAGAGGUGACCAACACCAUCAUCCUCACCAACAACAGACUAAAGGUUCAAGUAGGAACAGUAGUAAUGACGGCAAUGGCAAUCAGUUUAGAACUAAGAAGAUUUUUGUAGGGGGUUUAUCUUCUAGCCUAACCGAGGAGGAGUUUAAGAGCUACUUUGAGAAGUUUGGUAGGAUUACAGAUGUUGUCGUUAUGUAUGACAGUGUAACCCACAGACCCAGAGGUUUUGGGUUCAUAACCUUCGAUUCCGAAGAAGCCGUGGAGAGUGUGAUGCAGAAAAACUUCCAUGAGUUGAAUGAUAAAUUCGUGGAGGUCAAGAGGGCUGUGCCCAAAGAUGGGAAUAGCAGUGGUAACGGCAACGGUACUAAUACUAAUACGAGAGCAGGUGGUGGAAGAGGGUCUCUAUGUGGUAGUUACCGAGGUGUAGUUCACCCAUCUUACAGCCCCAGGUAUUGGAUGUUCCCUGGUUAUACCCCUCCACCCCUUCCUGGGUUUGGAGGUAUUGGAGGCUACCCUUAUGGAGCAAACACAUAUGGAGGAGGGUACUCUAUUGGAGGAUACAGUGGAAUUGGUUAUGGCACACCUCCAAUUGCCGUCCCUAGGAGUCCUUGGUAUGGCCCAGCCAUGGUUGGUGCUAGGCAGAGUCCAGUUCUGUAUGGAGAUUCUGCAAUCUAUCCUGGCUACAUGAAUGGUGGAGUUGGUGGGGUCUUGGGGAUGACAGCUGGUGAUCAUCUUGGGAUUAUUAGGCCUGCUGCAAAUGGGAAGUGGAAUCAGGGCAUUGGCGGUGAUACACAGGUGCCUGCCAACACAAUGCCACCACAAAAUGAUGGUGGAAAGUUGGAGGAUGAUCCCACAGGUUUCAGUGGAAGCAAUGGUGCUGGUACAGUCAAGCAGAACAAGAGGGGACCUGAUGGACGGCAUAGUUCUUGUCCUAUCACUAAUGCUAGUUGAAUUCUUUGUAUGUCUUUAACAAUCAUUUGAGGUCAGUAAAUUUUUAUACAAGUAGACUUGAGCUUCUCACUUUCAAUCUUUGGAUGUUUGCUUCUUUGUUUAAAGUUAUCCUCUAUGUGUGUCAUUCAUUUCAUCGUGCAAUUUCCUCAUGUAAUAUAUUCGUCAGUGAAGUCCAAAUUAUUGCCCUGUAGUCACUUUUCAAUAAGCUUUGGUGGCAAUGAGAAAUUUGGUGAACUAGCUGAAGUGUU
Telopea speciosissima is the source of this 1651-nucleotide messenger RNA. RefSeq names its product heterogeneous nuclear ribonucleoprotein 1-like. The transcript is spliced from 2 exons. NCBI's taxonomy places the organism in Eukaryota, Viridiplantae, Streptophyta, Magnoliopsida, Proteales, Proteaceae. The record is from RefSeq and is a predicted model, not a curated record. Bases 210 to 1403 code for a protein of 397 amino acids. Gene Ontology annotation, molecular function: RNA binding.